UGAAAGUCGCGGCGGCCGGACGUGCCGAGCAGAGCGCCUGGCAGGGCUGAGGCCAGGCUCUCGCUUUCUCUCUCGCUUGCAUUGUAACAAUCUUGCUCGCUCACUCCACCGGCUCUAAGUCCUUCGCUUUAUCCUGCGGCCUCGUGUCAAGUUAAUUGGUCACAAUGUCGAAACAUCCCACCAAAGAUUCCUUAAAGGAUAAGGUCAAGAACCUCCUGGGACUGGGACAGAAUCCGCAUGUCAAGGACAUACCAGAUAUCAAGCCUGUCGAGUUCAUCAUCACGGAAGAUCGCCUCCGGGACAUGAAUGCGGACAAUGGCUUUAGUAACAGAAUUAAAGCAAUAAAAGAAAUGUCCGACCUUGUUAAAACCAAGAGACUGGAAGAGCAUGCAGUGGAAGCUCUGUGGUGCACAGUCUCAGACCUGCUGAUGCCUGAGCAGCCUGCCGAAGCCAGGCACACAGUACUGUCUCUACUCAAGGCUAUCAUUCAAGGACAGGGUAACCGUUUGGGUAUCCUCCGCGUGAGCUUCUUCCGAAUAGUCAGGGACUAUCCUCUGAAUGAUGACCUCGUGCAGAGGAUGGAGAUCUUUAAAGCGUUGACGGAUCACGGAAAGGAUAUCACUUACAUCGAUGAUGACAUAGGCCCCUUUAUUCUGCAAUGGAUGGACGAGACCAGGCAGAAUGGACUGACGCUGGACUUUCUGUACAUUCUGGUCAACAUCGUCAAGUUCAACUCGUCUUACCUAGACCAGGACAAGGUUGCUCAGAUCGUUCACAAAAUCUACCGUCUUUGUAACAUGACCAAUCAAGCAGCUGAUAUAGAGGCUUCUCUAAGGGUGCUAGACGCCGUGGUUUGCUACAGCUGCCUGCCGUCAGGAUCACUGUGCGCCUUCAUUGUCACGCUGUGCCGUACGGUGAACGUCAAGGAGUUCUCGGAGGCCUGCUGGAAGCUGAUGCGAAAUCUUCUUGGGACCCACCUUGGACACAGUUGUGUCCGCACCAUGUGCCAAAUCAUGGAGAGCCGAGAAUAUCAGAAGGACAUUCCUGUGCUGCGUGGGGCUGUGUUUUUUGUCGGCAUGGCUCUUUGGGGUGCUUACCGUUUGCCUUCACUGAAGAACACCCCCACCUCUGUGCUACCCUCCUUUCUCAAGGCCAUGAUGGAAGACAACGUGGUGGUGUCGUACGAGAUUGCGCUGUCGCUUACUCGCCUCGUCAGGAAGUACGGCCGCGAACUGCAGGUGGCCACCUGGGACAUCGUUCUCGACGUCAUCGAGAAGCUGGUCGUCCAAGUGCAGCUCUUCAACAAUGCAGACUUCUGCGUGAAGGUGCAGGAUCAGCUGACUGCGAUCGAGGAACUGUUCACGAGGGAUGAGUACCACGGCUGCGUCGAGCGCUACUUCACGCUCGUGGAACGGUGCACAGACCACAGGCCAGCGCGGCCGUGUGAAGGGCUCACGAAAUUACACCAACGCCAAGAGCUAAUGCCCGAGUGCCAGUCUGUGCUGACCUUGCUGACCUAUCGUGCUCAGUCCAUCCAUCCUGCCAAAGACGGCUGGAUAUUGGAACUGCAGAAGAUGAUGGAGAAAUAUUUCAGAAUGCAGACGUCCAGCGUCAUCCGCAAGAAGUGUCUGGAGAUCCUUUUCUCGGUGCUCGGCACGCACAGGCACGUCUACGAGGAGGAGCUGAUGGAAUCAGUCCUCAUCCCACACCUGAGCGCCGUGGUGGAGGACCGCGAGGUGGCCGUGCGCAAGUUCGCCACCCAGAAGCUGGUGGAGCUGGCGCUGACCUGCAGCUCGAGCCACUUUAACAGCCUCCUCGACGCCCUGCAAAAGAUAAGCAGUCGAGAGAUGGUGGAGCACACGGCCUCUGAGGCCGUGGAGGAGGAGCUUAUGGAAUCUCCUUAUGACGAUAUCAAGACUGCGGUGUUUGGACUUUUAGAAAUCCUGCAGAGCAAGAUGUUUUUGUUGCCAGCCAACCAUGCUGUUCAAGUGUAUGAGAUUCUGAUAGCGCACCUCCAGAAACACUACAGAAUGGGCUACAACAUGGAUGUGGCUAAUGCUAUUAGAAUUCAGAUUUUUGAUUUCUUGCUGUCCUUGCGGGCGGACUCGACUGCUCGCAUGGGAUUUGUGGACAAGCGCGGUGAGCUCCGCUUCAGCGUCUACUGCCUCUGCGACACCAGUGACGUGGAGAAGCGAACCAGCGACGCGGCUUCCGUGCCGUCGGACAGUCCCAUUGCCUUGCACCAGCAGAGUCUUCCCUUCCGCUUCGGCCACCUGCCCUUCUGCCGCACGUUCAGCACCCUGCUGCAGUGCAUCCAGCAGGAGGAGGAAUGGAAAGUGCUGCGGUUUGUUCUGAGCAAGAUCCCGUCCCUGCUGCAGAACAAGAUCCUCAUCAUGAGCUCCCAGUGCUCUGUGGAUACCCUCUGCAAUUGCCUUUGCAAAAUGGUGAGCAGUAAAAAGAUCAAGGAGUCCAACAUCGUCGCCGGGGAUGUAUUCUCAUGCACCGACCUCCAGAUGGUCAUCUUCCCAAUCCUCAACGCGCUCACAUCCUACCACAGCCUGCUGGACACCGCAAGACAGAGGGAGCUGGUGCAGUGUCUGGAUGCGGGGCUGAUCUCGCGCUGUGCGAAGCAGUGCGUCAUGGCACUGACCAUGUGCGUGCUCGAGAUGAGUGACAUCAUGUUCAAGAUGCUGCCUUCCAUCCUGCUCAAGCUCACGCACAUCUCCGCCACUGUGGGCAUGGCGUCCUCCGUGCUCGAGUUCCUGUCAUUUUUGGUUCGCCUGCCUCACCUCUACACAAACUUCGUGGCAGAGCAGUACAUCAGCGUGUUUGCCAUCUCCCUCCCAUACACCAACUCCUUCAAGUUCACCCAGUACGUUGUGUCACUGGCGCACCAUGUGAUUGCCAUGUGGUUCAUCCGUUGCCGCCUUCCAUUCAGAAAGGACUUUGUGCAGUACAUCACUAAGGGCCUGCGCUCCAACGCGCUGCUGCCGUUUGAUGAGCAGCACCUGAGGAGCGCCCAACAGAGCGCCCAACAGAGCGCCCAACAGAGCGCUCAGCAGAGCGCUCAGCAGAGUGCUCAGGAGACUGCUCAGCAGAACGCCGACCAGAGCAACUUCCGCGCACGCAGUACGAGCCUGAGCGACAAGCCCACGCGCAGGUGUGUCCAGCUCCCAGCACCCUCUCCUGCAUUCCAUUCGAUGUUUCCGGGGGAGCGACGAGGUUAACGGUGGUGGUGAUAUUUGAGAUGCAGGUGGCCAUGUAGUUGUAUCCAUGAUUUCGUUCAUUGUAGUUAUGGACUGCUCUGAGGAAUUGUGGGUUGUCUUUUAAAAUACAGACACUUGGCUUCGAAUCCACAAUACUUCAGAAGUUUUGAUCGUGUGGUCCGAGGUAAAGACUCAUUCUGACUGGAAGAAGCUGGGGAGCUAAGGUUUUUUUGAUGAGUAUUGCAUGGCUUGUGACCUUUUCGAAGGGAAAAAAAAGUGACCAACAGAUGAAAGUGUGAUUAUAUCAUUAUUAAACCACCACCUAUAGGGAAGUGUGCGUUUAUACUGCUUUACAUGGCUUAUGCAAGUCAUUAGUAUUGCAAAGCCUAAUGAGGUUUGGGUUUACCCAUGCAAUGCAGUUUCAUUCCUGAUUGUAUUUUGGAAAGGUGAAACCCCAUGCAAAUAAUCGGCUGAUGCUGGCUCCUUACAAAAUAAGCAUUUAAAGGUGGUUGUCAUUUCCAAAAUUAAACGUAGUUCAAUCCAGUGGUGAAUUGGCCAUCCAAGUCACUGUUUCUCAGGUAGUGUUGGUUUAACUGGUGGGAGAUGGUGCCUUUUUUAACCAGUGCAGUAUUUGCCUUCCAUUUUAGAAGUCCAAUUGAAAGGUUUUCGUGAGAGGUCCUGUGAAAUAAAUCUUCUCUGGCCGUUCUGACACGUGGGUGUGCUGCCCUGUGAGAUUUCUGAAUGGAAUAUUCGUCUUGUGACACCGGCGGCACAAUUUAGAAUAAAUAAGGGUUGGGGGGGUGGUGCAAAGCGACAGUGCUGGCUGCAUCUGUCAGCAGGAGGGAUUGAUAGUGGAGAGAUGAGAUGGAAGAAGUGUGUUGGCGGCAUCGCCACAAAGGAUAAUGUUGAUGCACAAGUCACGAGUACCGAGCCAAAGCCUCUGAUUGAUGGGAUAAGCUCUUAAGUCGGAGGCAAGGAGUGAUGAAAAAGGUUAUUAUAUGAAUUCAUGACUUUAGUUUUUUGCCCAAGCAUACUAAACUUUAUGCAAAAGUGUACCCAGGUAUGUAGUACUAGUCGUGAAGCCCUUGCAUCAAUCCGCUGCUGGAUGAGGGCCUCCUCUAUGCUGUGUCAGCCAUGGGGAUGCUUGAGCAUACUUCACCAAGCUGGGUCAGUGUGGUUUGGUGACAGAGGGACCCAGGAUCUUGGUGCAGAUAUCACUCGCCACUAGUAUUAGAAUAGGUUUUACCCUUUCUGACAAUGAAACAGGUGUUACGAUGAUAAUUGGUUC
Messenger RNA from Lethenteron reissneri (Far Eastern brook lamprey), 4494 nucleotides. RefSeq names its product TSC complex subunit 2 (gene TSC2). Gene Ontology annotation, molecular function: GTPase activator activity. Gene Ontology annotation, biological process: negative regulation of insulin receptor signaling pathway; negative regulation of TOR signaling; positive regulation of GTPase activity. NCBI's taxonomy places the organism in Eukaryota, Metazoa, Chordata, Hyperoartia, Petromyzontiformes, Petromyzontidae. The record is from RefSeq and is a predicted model, not a curated record. Gene Ontology annotation, cellular component: TSC1-TSC2 complex; cytoplasm; nucleus.